UAACUAUACAGAACAUAAAAAUGAUUGGUUCUAAGUUUUGUGAAACGAAAAACUUUUCAUGUAAUCAUAAUCCAAGUUUAGCAGAUAAACGGAUAUCGGAGUUCUGCAGACUGCAGGAUUGGGCUAACAGCAAUUCGCACAUUUUAUAUUUCUUCAAGAGAUGACAAUAGCAACCGGCUUUUGCACUGUUCCUUGUACCACCACAUCAACAACAAAAGAGGCUUGGAAACAAAGAUCACCAAUAAAGAAAUAUUGUUAUCAGCUUAUCUCCCCGAAAUUCCACCAAAACAUCUCCUCUUUUUCUUCUUUGUGUUCUUCUAACUUUUGCUACCUACCAAAUCCUUGUCUCUCUUCUCAUGUCAAUGACCAAGGAAGAGUUCCCUCAGGUCGUCAAUUUUUUGUGGCUUGUGUCUCUUCUCCAUCUGGUUCUACUUCAUCCAUGUCUACCAGGCUCUAUGUUAGUGGUCUCUCAUUCAGCACUACGCAAGAAAGUUUGCGAAAUGCUUUCCAAAAGUUUGGCCAACUAGUGGAAGUUAACCUUGUGAUGGAUAAAAUUGCAAAUAGACCGAGGGGCUUUGCUUUCCUCCGUUAUGAAACUGAAGAGGAGUCUAAGAAUGCCAUAGAAGGAAUGCAUGGAAAGUUUCUUGAUGGCAGGGUAAUAUUUGUAGAAGUAGCAAAACCAAGGUCUGAAACUCGCAAUAACCAGCAGAUUUCAAGAGAAUCACGCUAACAUUCAGUGCUGCUGAGCAUGCAACUAAGAGCUAGCAAUGUGAGUUCUGCUGCCGUAGUGUACAAAGGAGAUCAAGAUGUAGGCAGCCUUAUUGCUGAUAAAUAGAGAUGCUGCAGAAAUCUUUAUUUUAUGGCAUCCUUCUGAUUUGGUUCAGUUUACAUCGUAAACUCUUGUUACAUUUUGAUUCAUACAGCAAGUUAUAAUGCAUCAAAUCAAGUACGGAGUAAACGUUUUGGAAAGCUGGGUAUCAAGCCAUCAACACAUUUUGUGUACUGAUCUACCUACUCGAAGAGGUUUGUUAUUCUAGUAUCGUUAGAUUCCUUAGAGGUUGAUUAUUGUCAAAUGGAUGCCAAACAUUUACAAGGUUUUGCAUUCAUUAAUUGUAAUCAAACAAUGUAUAGAAAACUUUAUGAAUCUAUUCAAGUACUCAUCGAUUGGUACUUCUAUUUGACUACUAGCUACACUGCCCAGACCGGCACAGACAUGCAAUGCCUAUCUUAAUCUUCGUUCUUCA
Molecule: messenger RNA, 1244 nt
Organism: Spinacia oleracea (spinach)
Lineage: Eukaryota; Viridiplantae; Streptophyta; Magnoliopsida; Caryophyllales; Amaranthaceae
Product: organelle RRM domain-containing protein 2, mitochondrial
Exons: 6
Coding region: 161-730 (189 amino acids)
Biological process (GO): chloroplast mRNA modification; cytidine to uridine editing
Cellular component (GO): chloroplast
Molecular function (GO): RNA binding
Source: RefSeq, a predicted model, not a curated record